UUGUUGUGCGUGUCGGAUUCGAGAAUUGUUUGUGAGAACUUAGACCACCGGGUUGGUGUCUUGCUUUCUGACGGUGACUGUUACUCUGGAAGUGUGUCGAUUGAAAGCAGUUGUGUUUUGAAGUGUUUUGAACGAUGAGUGGAUCUGGAAAAGGAUUUCUUGGAUUAUGGCUGUAUCAUAGCGGUGAUCAGGAAUGGGCCGUCAAGGAAGGCAGCCCACUGCACAAACGAAAGGAAUUUACUGUAAAUAUUACAAAGGAUCCAGGCAAAACUUUGGACGGCAGCAAUGGCAACGAUCAGCGCGGCGACAAGACGUCCAUCAUUUUCACCCUGAAAAAUCAAGUUGGGGGCUUGGCUCGGGCAUUGCAAGUCUUCCAGGAGCUGGGUAUCAACGUUCUGCACGUGGAACUGAACAAGACAGGCGAACUUUGCGAAGAGGCCGAUGUUCUGGUGGACGUCGAAUGUGACGCUCACAAGCUGGAACAGGUGCUGCGUUUGUUGAAACGAGAGGUGCACUCCGUGAGCUACGCCGCACCGGUGGCCAGUGAUGGACCACCUCCGACACCGCUUUCCGCUUGUGGAAGUUUUGAUUUUGGUGAGAUGCAUUGGUUCCCGAGAAAAAUUUCCGAUCUGGACCGCGCACAAAAUGUGCUCAUGUAUGGAAGUGAACUGGAUGCCGAUCACCCCGGUUUUAAAGAUCCAGUUUAUCGCAAAAGGAGGGAGCAAUUUGCGGCGAUUGCUAACUCAUACAAGCAUGGCAGCCCAAUACCAAGAGUUCAGUACACACCGGAAGAAAUAAAGACAUGGGGCACCGUUUUUCGUGAACUACACAAGCUUUAUAUCAAACAUGCAGUUCCCGAGUAUUUGGAAAAUUGGCCGGAUCUGGUUAAGUACUGUGGCUAUCGGGAGGACAACUUACCCCAGCUGCAGGAUAUCAACUUGUUUCUCAAGCGGAAAACCGGCUUCCAGAUCCGUCCGGUGGCGGGCUAUCUCUCGCCCAGGGAUUUCCUAUCGGGGCUCGCCUUCCGGGUGUUCCACUGCACGCAGUACAUUCGGCAUUCGUCGGAUCCCUUCUACACGCCGGAACCCGACUGUUGCCACGAACUGCUCGGGCACAUGCCGCUGCUAGCCAACCCGAGCUUUGCCCAGUUCUCACAGGAGAUUGGUUUGGCUUCGCUGGGAGCCACCGAUGAGGAUAUCAACAAGCUAGCUACGUUAUAUUUCUUCACGGUUGAGUUCGGACUAUGCCGCCAACGAGACGGAAGCUUCAAGGUGUUCGGGGCAGGACUGCUCUCGUCUGUGGCCGAGUUGAAUCAUGCCAUCACCUCGGUUGAUAAAAUCAAACGGUUUGAUCCGGAGGUCACUUGUGAGGAAGAGUGCAUAAUUACGGCAUACCAAAAUGCUUACUACUAUACGGACUCAUUCGAGGAAGCAAAGGAAAAAAUGAGGGCAUUUGCCGAGAACAUCCAGCGGCCGUUCGGUGUUCGAUACAACCCGUACACCCAAACGGUGGAUGUGCUGAGUAACGCUAAAAAAAUAACGGCUCUGGUUAGUGAGCUCCGAGGUGACCUGAGUAUCGUUUCGGCAGCACUGAAGAAGGUCUCAGCUCUAGACGAGAAUUUGGACGUCGAGUCUAUUGGGAAAUUACUCUCCAGCAGUCUACAAAUGGCCGACAAAAGUCCCAACUCAGAAAGUUCCGACUCAUCCGAAAAAGCCAUUUCUCCGAACCAAUAAGCAGCCAUACAGAUUGAUCCAGAUGAAAGUGUUGUUUCAUUUCAAAUUUAUUGACCGUGUGGAAAUAAAACAAUAUUGAUGUAGCAAUUAA
Molecule: messenger RNA, 1824 nt
Organism: Toxorhynchites rutilus septentrionalis
Lineage: Eukaryota; Metazoa; Arthropoda; Insecta; Diptera; Culicidae
Gene: Trhn
Product: tryptophan 5-hydroxylase 1
Exons: 9
Coding region: 135-1733 (532 amino acids)
Biological process (GO): aromatic amino acid metabolic process; serotonin biosynthetic process
Cellular component (GO): neuron projection
Molecular function (GO): tryptophan 5-monooxygenase activity; iron ion binding
Source: RefSeq, a predicted model, not a curated record